GUCAACUAGCAAAUUAGUAGGGACGUGUUGAAUGCGGCCAGCUCGUCAGUCAUUGGCCAGCGGGCGGACGGAAAGCACAUAUAGUAAACGCAAACCAAAUCGGACAGACAGAUAAAUUAGGAUUUGGCGAUGAGCAUCGAUAAGGAAGGUGAUAUCUUGCGGCCACUUAGCGACGGUGAAGUGGACGAGCUUCUCGAUCUUUAUAAACUCAAAUAUAGCGUAAAGAACUUUCACUACCUGUUGCUUUAUAAUCAGCGAAAAUGGGAUCGCCAGUUGGAUGAGGCUAAGAUAACGCGCGAUGAUCUGAACUAUAUAUCCCUGAGAAAGCAGUUUUUUACCCAUAGAAGGGGGGACUUUCGGAAGUGGGGCACUUAUGUGGCUCUUCAUCGGGAUAUCGUGCAGAGCGUCUCCUUCUUCAGUUGGCAACCAAACGGGGCUACAGAGAUGUGGGAAUGCCUGGAGCAAACACAGCUAAUCGAAUGGACGCAUGGCGCCCUGCUGACCAAUGUAGAUCUCCGAUUUUGUGAUCAAGUCAAAGAGUUGGCGGUCAAACGCGGUGUCACCUCCAUCCAACCUCGUCAGUGCUUCGGAAUGGUUUUGCUGCAUGAUGAAGCCCGAUGUGUAAAAGUUCCAGAGCUGCUGUCCGAGUUCGACAUCCGCCCACUGCGGGACGAGGACGCGGCCAUGGUGCACGAAACUUGGCCCAACAAGGGUGAGGGCUCACUCGCUUAUCUCCGUGCUCUGAUUCGCUUUAACAAAUCUUUGGGAGUGUGCCGGAGCGACACCGGCGAACUGAUUGCCUGGAUCUUUCAAAACGACUUCUCCGGGCUUGGUAUGCUCAAAGUGCUGCCCAAGGCAGAGCGCAGAGGACUUGGUGGUCUUCUAGCCGCUGUAAUGACCCAAAGAAUUGCCAAAGGCGAGGAUGUUACCAUAUCGGCCUGGAUUGUGUCCACUAACUGGCGGUCGGAGGCACUUCUUAAGCGGAUCGGCUACCACAAGGAGGUGGUAAACGAGUGGAUCAAGCUAGUACCCAAUCCGUCAUAGGCACACUACUCCCCGUUGGACCGGGGACAUUGCGUUGGUUAGUUGGACACACGACAAAUAGGUUAGGUCAAAAAGCACACACGACGAUUUGCAUUUGCUAUGCCUAUGUAUUUACAUGGUCAACAAUUUUAUUCUUUGAUUUAACAUGCGCUCACGCCUUCUGAAUACACUUCACAACUUAAUAAAAUUGAAAAACAAA
This is a messenger RNA of Drosophila suzukii, 1243 nucleotides long. RefSeq lists its product as uncharacterized. The record is from RefSeq and is a predicted model, not a curated record. NCBI's taxonomy places the organism in Eukaryota, Metazoa, Arthropoda, Insecta, Diptera, Drosophilidae. Gene Ontology annotation, molecular function: acyltransferase activity, transferring groups other than amino-acyl groups.